Molecule: messenger RNA, 3533 nt
Organism: Chilo suppressalis (striped riceborer)
Lineage: Eukaryota; Metazoa; Arthropoda; Insecta; Lepidoptera; Crambidae
Source: the annotation of a GenBank genome assembly
AUUAGUGUUUCAAAUAUUAAGUGGCAACAAAAUCAGGGUACUGGUGGUAAUGACAUAACUAAAAGAUAAGGAACAGAGAUAUGGAAGAAGAAUAAAUUCCAUCAGUUCUCGCGAAACCAGUCCAUUCGCCCGGCGGCGCUACCGAACGAACGACCGUGCAGCGCCGACUCGCUUGCUCUGUCAGAAAGAGACGCCCAUAGUAUCAUCUCUUCUUUCACCUGCAUUUUGCCAAUAAUUUUGAUUCAUUCAUUCAAAAUUCAGUUCACUACUCAGUCAAUUUCCGACAUUUGUUCGUUGCGGUUGUGGUUACAGUGCGGAUAAUAAAUUAAAUACCUUCACAAACGAAAACUUACAUUUUGUUUUAUUAAAAAAUAAAUAAGAAGAGAAACGCCAUGGCUGAAACGGAAAUAAUAUCUAGUAGUGAAAAUAAUGAGCAAUUUUUUGAAGGUGUUGAAAAGUUGAUCGAGAUUUGGUUUACGCCGGCCAAAAAUGCAGAUUUAAGAAAAAUCACUCGGAAACAAUGGGAAAAUGUACUCAAGAUAGUCCGCUGUGAAAUUAUCUCUUUCACACAGAGCGAGCUGGUCGAUGCUUACGUGUUGAGCGAAAGCAGCAUGUUCGUGUCGCGCCGCCGCUGGAUCCUGAAGACGUGCGGCACGACCACGCCGCUGCGCUGCGUGCGCGCCGUGCUGCAGCUCGCGCGCGAGGUGGCCGGCCACGAGCGCGUGCACAACGUGUUCUACUCGCGCCGCGAGUUCGCGCGCCCGCACGCGCAGCUCAAGCCGCACGAUAACUUCGACUCUGAGGUGGAACUGUUGGAUUCGUUCUUUGGCGAAGGGCGUGCAUACAUCAUGGGCCCAGAGAAAGACUGCUGGUACCUUUACACACUGCUGCCUCUGGAAGGUACAGUGGAUGCUUUGGAGAAGGAACAACGUGAAGUGGUGGACCGCUGCCAAUCAGAGCCCGACCAGACCAUCGAGAUCCUCAUGUCGGACCUCGACCCCGCCGUCAUGGACAUAUUCACGCGAGCUGCCUCUACAGAUGCGACCCAAGCUACCAAGGCAUCCGGCAUAGACAAAAUCAUUCCCGGGAUGGUCAUAGACGACUUCUUGUUCGAUCCUUGCGGCUACUCUAUGAACGGGGUUGCUAAAGAUGGGGAUAAGGAUAUACCAUCAGGUUGCUACAUGACCAUCCACAUUACCCCUGAGCCGGCUUGCUCAUACGUGUCGUUCGAGAGCAAUGUGCCCGCGCGGAACUACGAUGACGUCAUCGCGAGGGUUCUGGCAGCCUUCAGACCCGCCAAGUUCGUGCUUACCGUGUUCGCCACGCCUGACUCGCCAGCAGCGGACGUGCCGCGCCAACUCAAAAAGUUCUCGUCCCUCGUCGGGUACGAGCCGAAGGACUCUCAGUACGUCCAGUUCGCGGGCUACUCGCUGCACUACGCUUUGUACGCGAAGUUCCCGAGCUGAGGAGCCCUACCCGCCGCCCUGGCGCGCCUGCUCGCCUGCUGCCCCGCGCUCUUCUAAUACCCCGACAACUAGCCCCGAAUCUCUGCCAAAAUUCCACAGGAAACCACUGCUGAAACUACUAUGGGAUAGACUAAAGACUUUUAAGAAAAAAGGGCCUCGUAAAAACCACGAAUUCAAGCGAAAGACUACGAGGAAUUUUGCUUAAAGACAAACUUAAAGCUUUAGGUGAUAAAGGCUCCCUUAAAACUAUUAAACCACCAGGGAAUUCUCAUGAAAUUACAAUGGGACAAACGUAGAACUUUAGAUGAUAACAGCCCCUAAAAACUACAAAGCAACCAUGGUAUUCUACUAAAACUACCAUUAGAUUCUACUUAAGCUACCAUGGAACUCUACCAUGCUUUCUAAAAGAACUACCAAAAUCUCUAGGAAUACUACUAAAACCCCUUAGAAACUCUACCAAAACAUUUUCGAAUUCCCUCCGUCUAAUCAGUGAUGUACACAAUACUUUAAAACUUCGCGAUAAUUUGCCUUUUCUUAUAUAUAGUAAAAAAUACCAGGCCAUUACUUUAUAGUGGUGUGCUAGUUACUUUAUUAAACUUAGUCGAUCGAUUCAGACCACAUAAACAUUCCCAAUUCGUGUCUCUUGUUAUUAUUAAGGCUAUUGAAAUGCCGUCUCUUGUGGUACCGAAUGGUCGUAUAGUAAAUUAAGUGUUAGAGUGGAAAUAAGAAAGCAUUUUUAACCGCAGAGAACCCUUUUGUCCCGUUUAUUCAUAAGUCGUAGAUGUCGACUUUGAUUUUUCAGAUACGUUCCGAACGUAGAUAUUCCCAUCCCUUUAGUAGAAGUGAGUUAAGGACGAAAAAUGUCUUCGGGCGUUAGUGAUGUGAUAGCGAACGUUCCUUCUAUCGAAUAUUCCAAUUUAUCGUUAAGUCUAGUAUCGAUUAAGGAUAAAAUUUAAACUUGGACGUUUCGAUCCACGAUUCCCUCGUAAGAGUUCCCUUCGGCAGCGAAUUUUUAAUUAUUGAUUAAUUAUUGACUUGUGAUAAUGAUUGUUGUGCUGCGUGAAGGGUUAACGCGCGGUACUUAGUACCUGAAUCUCGGACGGAAAAGUGCCGGGAUCCUUGUUGUAUAAAUCUGAUACACCGGGCGCGGGUGACCCGGGCAUUAGACGUAGGCGGGUCAGGUCGUACUUACAAGCAUCCGAUCCGACCCAAUCUAUAACUUAGUUUAAAGGCCCGGCUAAGAACCUCCAUUGCUGGGAUCAAUUCUGGAAACUUAAAUUUUCGAUUGAACACUCUUUUUCCGUGCAGGAUUGAACAAGGAUCUUUUAGUUGCGCUAUUUGAAAGUAGGCAUUAAAGUUUGAAAUUAAUUCGUAGCUUUUGAAAACAAAAAUGUGGUUUCCUAAACAUUUUUAUAGUUUUCGAUUAUCGAUAUAAAAACGGCUUACUGCUGCCAUCCUUAUUCAAUCUUGCAGAACUUUGUAGCUUCAUGAAUGAUAUGUUAUACACCAUGUAUUUUGAGUUACCAGAGAAACAUUACCAUGUAAUUCAGACAACGAUUUAGGUUAUAUUUCAGCAAAAAUAUUUUUUUUUCUCUUCUCUGUGUGAAAUCUUAACAAUUGUAAUUGUUAUAAAAUAAUUUAAAGAGAAAUACUUUAAGGAUCUGUGUACUUUAAACGGAUAAUAAUUCCAUAAUAGGUAUGUAAUUACAAAUUUGUGUCGUUUUACGAUAUUUUGUAAUCGAUAUAAAUCAAUAUUUUUGUAUGAGGCUCGUUACUGUUGAUAACUGUACAAACUAUGUUUAAGUUUCUCGGGUACCUCAAAAUUAACAGUGUAUAUAAAAAAUUGUUCUCAAAUGGAGCGUAUAAGAUAAGAAAUGAAUGUAUAUAGCAAAUAGCAUAGGCCGGGCCAGGUCGCAGGGUGUCGUGUUGUCGUAGCGUCGUAGCGCCGCCGUAGCAGCAGCGUAGCGUAGAGGCGGCGAGCGCGCGGGCCCGAUGACAGACAGACGGACUGUCGGUCGGGCGCCGCACGCAACAGAUUUAUAAAUCAAAAUAAAGAUUUCAUCUCAG